CGGCUCGGCCCUCUCCGCCGCUCCUGCCCCCCAUGUUUCUCCGAGCUGGCCUGGCUGCACUGUCUACGCUUUCCCGCACCCUCGGGCCUGCUUCUGCUCCGAUCGCCGCCAUGAGCACUGGCACCUUCGUUGUGUCGCAGCCGCUCAAUUACCGUGGCGGGGCCCGCGUGGAGCCAGUGGAUGCCUCCGGCACCGAGAAGGCUUUCGAGCCAGCAACCGGUAGAGUGAUAGCUACUUUCACAUGUUCGGGAGAAAAGGAAGUAAAUUUGGCUGUUCAGGAUGCAAAGGCUGCCUUUAAAAUAUGGAGUCAAAAAUCUGGCAUGGAGCGUUGCCGAAUCCUUUUGGAGGCUGCCAGGAUAAUAAGGGAACGGAAGGAUGAAAUCGCCACUGUGGAGACUAUCAACAAUGGCAAGUCCAUCUUUGAGGCCCGCUGGGACAUUGACACUUCCUGGCAGUGCCUGGAGUACUAUGCAGGGUUGGCGGGCUCCAUGGCCGGCGAACACAUCCAGCUCCCAGGUGGAUCGUUUGGUUACACCAGAAGGGAACCACUCGGGGUGUGUGUUGGAAUCGGAGCCUGGAACUACCCCUUUCAGAUCGCCUGCUGGAAGUCGGCUCCAGCUCUGGCUUGUGGUAACGCCAUGGUCUUUAAGCCUUCUCCCUUCACGCCCGUGUCCGUGUUGCUGCUGGCUGAAAUCUAUACUGAGGCUGGAGUCCCUCCUGGGCUCUUCAACGUGGUUCAAGGAGGGGCUGCCACAGGCCAGUUCCUGUGUCAGCAUCGUGAUGUGGCCAAAGUCUCCUUCACUGGAAGCGUGCCCACUGGCUCAAAGAUCAUGGAGAUGUCUGCUAAAGGAAUCAAACCUGUUACCCUGGAACUUGGAGGCAAGUCUCCACUUAUCAUCUUCUCAGAUUGUGACAUGAAGAAUGCUGUAAAGGGCGCGCUGAUGGCCAACUUCCUUACUCAAGGCGAGCGCAGAGUCGUCAGACCCUCAGCUCCGCACCCCAUCGCAGGGGUCGCCCCCCGCCGACUCCCCAGCUCCUGGAAGCCGCAGGGGGCGGGGGGUGCGCCCGAGGCCCAGGAGACCCCGCAGCCCAGCAGUGCGGCCGCCGUCCCUCCGCCCCUGCGGACCCGCGCCUCGGUGGGCCUUUUCACGGGGCCGGCGGUCAGCGCUCUGGGCUCUCAGGAAUGA
Messenger RNA from Budorcas taxicolor (takin), 1187 nucleotides. RefSeq names its product 4-trimethylaminobutyraldehyde dehydrogenase-like. The record is from RefSeq and is a predicted model, not a curated record. The transcript is spliced from 7 exons. The coding region runs from base 33 to 1187 and encodes 384 amino acids. Gene Ontology annotation, molecular function: aminobutyraldehyde dehydrogenase (NAD+) activity; 4-trimethylammoniobutyraldehyde dehydrogenase (NAD+) activity. NCBI's taxonomy places the organism in Eukaryota, Metazoa, Chordata, Mammalia, Artiodactyla, Bovidae.